AAGUCCAUGACUUUUUCAAAAGCUCGACAACUUUCAAAGAGAAAAUACAAAUUCUAAACAUAAAACUUCAACUAAAAUGAGAACACAAGCAGCAGCAACCCUGUACACACUUCUAGCUCUGUGCUGUGUAGGAAGUACUUUAUGUGGGCCCAUAACAGAGCUUGGUAACACGAUUCAGGAGGCUCCAGUCGAUAAUUUCUCAGAAAUUCCAAGUGGUUCCGACUACGAUGAGUCAGCAACACUGGUUCCAACCGAUUAUGCCUCAGAAAUACCAACUGGUUCCGACUAUGAUGAGUCAGAAACACAGGUUCCAGUCGAUAAUUCCUCAGAUAUACCAACUGGUUUCGACUAUGAUGAGUCAGAAACACAGAUUCCAGUCGAUAAUUCCUCAGAAAUACCAACUGGUUCCGACUAUGAUGAGUCAGAAACACAGAUUCCAGUCGAUAAUUCCUCAGAAAUACCAACUAGUUCCGACUAUGAUGGGUCAGAAACACAGGUUCCAGUCGAUUAUUCUUUAGGAAUUCCAAGUGGUUCCGACUACGAUGAGUUAACAACACAGAUUCCAGCCGAUAAUUCCUCAAAAAUAUCAACUAGUUCCGACUAUGAUGAGUCAGAAACAUAGGUUCCAGUCAAUAUUUCUUAAUAAGAUAGUUGGUUUACUAUUAAGCAAAAAU
Molecule: messenger RNA, 674 nt
Organism: Bactrocera oleae (olive fruit fly)
Lineage: Eukaryota; Metazoa; Arthropoda; Insecta; Diptera; Tephritidae
Source: RefSeq, a predicted model, not a curated record